AUGGCUGCCGAGACUCCUAGCUUCGUCUUCUAUCGGUAUCAGCCGUCUAUGGCUGCUGCUGUUAUAUUCAUUAUCAUCUUCGCCAUAUCAUCUAUUCUCCAUGUUAAAGUACUAUUCCAGAAGAGAAUAUGGUAUUUUAUUCCGUUCGUCGUUGGAUGUCUCUUUGAAACCGUCGGCUAUGUUGGAAGAGCCAUGUCGUCACGGGAAUAUCCUAACUUUACUAAGAACCCAUAUAUUAUUCAAUCGAUACUCCUUCUUCUUGGACCCACCCUCUUCGCAGCCUCCAUCUACAUGAUUCUAGGACGUUUAGUCGUUCUUCUCGAAGCCGAUAGAUAUUCGCUCAUCAAGCCACGGUGGUUGACGAAGGUUUUCGUUCUGGGUGAUCUCUUAUCCUUCUUUGCUCAAGGCGGAGGCGGCGGCAUACUAACGCAAGCGAAAUCUGUGGAUGACGUUCGGAGGGGCGAAAACAUCAUCAUCGGCGGCCUGUGCAUACAAAUCCUCUUUUUCGGCUUUUUCAUAGUCGUUACGCUCGUAUUCCACAGGCGUAUUGCGAAGAACCCUACUCGAAAUGCUCUAGCACUGCCUACUCCAUGGAGGAUGCUUAUUAUGGCUCUAUACCUAUCCAGCGCCCUGAUCAUGGCUCGAUCUGUAUAUCGUGUAGCAGAGUACGUCUUAGGGUCCGACGGAGAGUUACAAUCUAAAGAGGCCUAUCUGUACUGCUUAGAUGCGCUCCCCAUGCUUAUCGUCUCGCUUGCCUACAACUGGUUCCAUCCUAGCAGGGUAAUUAAUCGAGAUAGACACCAGCGCCUGUCUGUCACAAGCUUGGAGGUUUUGGGUUGA
Messenger RNA from Daldinia childiae, 840 nucleotides. RefSeq names its product Protein RTA1. Gene Ontology annotation, cellular component: membrane. NCBI's taxonomy places the organism in Eukaryota, Fungi, Ascomycota, Sordariomycetes, Xylariales, Hypoxylaceae. The record is from RefSeq and is a predicted model, not a curated record. The transcript has 3 exons. The coding region runs from base 1 to 840 and encodes 279 amino acids.